This is a messenger RNA of Anolis carolinensis (green anole), 2357 nucleotides long. It is a transcript of the gene mto1, whose product is annotated as mitochondrial tRNA translation optimization 1. Gene Ontology annotation, cellular component: cytosol; mitochondrion. Gene Ontology annotation, biological process: mitochondrial tRNA wobble uridine modification; tRNA methylation. The transcript has 12 exons. The record is from RefSeq and is a predicted model, not a curated record. Bases 122 to 2239 code for a protein of 705 amino acids. Lineage: Eukaryota; Metazoa; Chordata; Lepidosauria; Squamata; Anolidae. Gene Ontology annotation, molecular function: flavin adenine dinucleotide binding.
UUUUCCCCCUCCCCUUUCCAAUCGAGAUAGCAAAGAUGGCGGCAUCCACAAGAUUCCUUGGCCGGUAGGGAGAGUGCGGUAGCUUCCUUGCCUCGCGUUUCGGAACCUACUCGGCCGCCCGAUGCUGUCAUUGAGCAGUGGCAGGUUGGGAAGCCGCUUGGCGGCGGCCCCGAUCUCCAGAGCCUGGUUCCAGGGCGCAAGGAAGGAAGCCUCCUCGGUCCAGGGUGACGUCAGUGGAGCGAUGUAUGACGUCGUCGUUAUCGGUGGCGGGCACGCGGGCGCGGAGGCGGCGGCGGCGGCCGCGAGGGGAGGAGCCCGGACCCUGCUGGUGACGCACAAGGCGAGCGCCAUCGGACAAAUGUCAUGCAACCCUUCCUUUGGUGGAAUUGGGAAAGGACAUCUGGUGAGAGAAGUGGAUGCCUUGGAUGGUCUUUGUGGUAGGAUCUGUGACCAGUCUGGAGUGCAUUACAAAGUGUUAAACAAGGGCAAGGGCCCAGCAGUCUGGGGUCUCCGGGCUCAGAUUGACCGGAAGCUCUACAAAGAGAAGAUGCAGAAAGAAAUUUUCCAAAUCACACAUCUGACAGUUUGUGAAGCAUCUGUGGAAGAUCUUGUGCUUACAGAGCCAGAAUUGGAUCACCCGGGGAAAUGUUGCGUCAGUGGAGUCAUUCUGGAAGAUGGAAGGAAAGUGCACGCUGGCAGUGUUGUUCUGACCACAGGGACAUUUCUAAGAGGGAUGAUCCUAAUUGGGCUUGAGUCAUAUCCUGCUGGGCGGAUGGGAGACCGGCCCUCCAUUGGCCUUGCUCAGACUCUGGAGAACCUUGGCUUUUCCCUCGGAAGGCUGAAGACCGGGACCCCACCACGACUGGAGAAGGAGUCCAUUGAUUUCAAUGGCCUGGAGCAACAAACAGCUGACAGCUCUCCUGUGCCCUUCAGCUUCCUUAGUGAAGCUGUCUGGAUUAAGCCAGAAGAUCAACUGUCUUGUUAUAUGACUUACACCAACCCCAAAGUGGAACAGAUCAUCCAUGAUAAUCUUCACCUGAACAGCCAUGUGAGAGAGACAACAAGAGGACCCCGGUACUGUCCCUCACUUGAGUCCAAAGUUUUGCGUUUCCCAAAUCGUGUGCAUCAGGUUUGGCUUGAGCCUGAGGGUCUGGAUUCCCAUGUCAUCUACCCUCAAGGAUUAUCAAUGACAUUGCCCUCUGAGAUCCAGGAGCAGCUCAUCACCCACAUUAAGGGCUUGGAAAAUGCUAAAAUCGUACAGCCAGGCUAUGGAGUCCAGUAUGAUUACCUGGAUCCGCGUCAGCUGAGUGCCUCCCUGGAGUCUUGUCUCAUUCAACGCCUCUUCUUUGCAGGGCAGAUAAAUGGCACAACCGGCUAUGAAGAAGCUGCAGCUCAGGGUAUUAUUGCUGGCAUCAACGCUGGCCUGCGGGUCAAAGGAAAGCCUCCCUUUAUAGUUAGCCGCACCGAAGGUUACAUCGGAGUUUUGAUCGACGACCUCACCACGCUUGGCACCAACGAGCCAUACCGGAUGUUCACAAGCCGCGUGGAGUUCCGGAUGUCCCUGCGCCCAGAUAAUGCGGACAGCAGGCUCACUUUCCGAGGUUAUAAUGAAGCUGGCUGUGUGUCCCAACACCGAUAUGAGCAAGCAGCUCAGAUGAAAGCAAUGAUAGAAGAAGGAAUGGAAGCCUUGAAAUCGGUUCAGUUCAGCAGCACAAAAUGGGCCCAGCUUGUUCCAGAGGCCGCCAUAAGUACCCAGCGUUGUUCACCGAGCAGUGCUCUAGAUCUUCUUCAGUACCAAGGGGUCAAUAUGGAGGUCUUGGCAAAAGCUGUUCCGGACCCUCUGAAGAAGUUUGCAGAAUGGCAGCAACUGGCAGAUAGGCUGAAAAUAGAAGCUGUGUACGGAUGGCAUGUGUCCAAUCAAAGGUUAGAAAUAGAAGAAGUGCAGCGAGAUGAGGCUCUCAAACUGCCAGAGGAUCUGGAUUAUUUUGCCAUUAACGCAUCACUGUCCCAAGAAGUACGAGAGAAAUUGGAUUCACAUCGUCCACAGACGAUUGGUGCUGUGAGCCGCAUCCCCGGAAUCACACCAGCUGCUGUGGUUAACCUACUGAGAUUUGUGAAAAUCAAUUGCAAAAGAAUGAAGGAUGUACAUGACUUAUCCAGAACUGCCAGUCCUUUUUCAGAUGCAGAGCCACUGGGGCAAAGAAAGCUCCAGGCUGCUGAUGGGAACAGGACUUUUUGACAAAAAGCCAUCCAACACAUUAUUUGUGUUCUUGGAACCUGUGGUUUCCACAUAAUAUAUAUAUUUAUGUGUGUAAUUGUUAUCUAAUAAAUCUAGAAAUAAAUCAUAUCAUAACAUG